AUGCCGCUCUUUGGGCGUCUCGGGACCGCCGCGUCCGCGGGCCUGCGGCGCCUCUGCACGCAGCGGGUGCCUUCGUUGGAGUUCCGGCCGCUGGUGCUGGCGCUGCAGCCGCCGGUGCUGCGGGCGCCUCACCCCACUCUGCCCCCUGCGCCGGUGCCUUUGGCACCGGCUGAGAAGCCAUUGGAGGAGAGGGAACCGGAGAUGCAGGCGAUCAAUACGCGGCGCCAGCUGCGCAGGUGGAAGCAUCGGAGAAAGCGAGACGGCGGCAGGGACCGGAAGUUCCGGCUGAAGUACGGCUGA
This is a messenger RNA of Effrenium voratum, 300 nucleotides long. The record is from the annotation of a GenBank genome assembly. Lineage: Eukaryota; Dinophyceae; Suessiales; Symbiodiniaceae.